AUGGAUGAGGAGCCCACCAUAGAAUGGUUCGGCGCAACAACCUUCCGCCUCAACACCCCCUCUUUAACAAUCUUCCUGGACACCUGGCUCGACCGGCCCUCCUCUUUGCCCCAGUACCUCCCUAUCUCAUCUAUAACCAAAUGCGACUACAUCCUAAUCUCGCACGCGCACUUCGACCACCUUCCGGGCGCCGACCGGAUCGCCCUGUCCACCGGCGCGACCAUCAUCGGCAACGGCGAGGCUAUAUCGGUAAUGCGCGCCGCCGGCGUGCCGGAGUCGCAGCUGCUGGCCGUUUCCGGCGGCGAGACUAUUCCCCUGGGUGCGGGCGAUGUCGUCGUCAAGUCAUGGCCGAGCACGCACUGCAUCAUGCCGCCGGGCGACCACCGCGAGCUGCCCGAGGAGCUAGAUACGGGGACGGUGUACCUGGGAAGGGAGGGGGGGACGCUGGACGUGACGCGGGGCAUGGCCGCGGGGUUCGGCGGCAUGAUCGCUGCGCCCGAUGAGCGGUUUAAGGGCGCGCCGGAGGGGGUGAGGAGUUUUAGGGAGUGGAUUAAGGAUCGGGAGAGGAAUAGGUACUCGUUCUUUGACGGUGGGCAGAUUAUGUACUCGCUCGAGUUUAUGGGCAGGAGGGGUGGGAGUGGGGGUGGGGGAGGGCGGGGCAACAGAAGUCUGCUGUGGAGCGCGCACAUGGGCGGCUAUGAAGGUGUGCUCCGGGGGCUUCCCAGGAGGCCGGACGUGGCGAUCCUUGCGGCCGCGGGCAGGGCGGUGCUGGAUGGUGAGCCGUGGCAGGGAAGUGCCGCGGAGUUUCUCGCCGCGCAGUGUAGGUGGCUUAAGGAGCCCGAGCGCGUCUUCUGGUGUUUACAUGAUGAGCAGCCGUUGAAGCCGUAUAGGAUCAGGACGGAGGCGGCGACGAAGAUGGUGGAGGAGAGGACUAGGAGUAAAGUCUGGACGCUGACGCCGGCGGUUAGGUAUCGGCUUUUUGUGGAUGAGGUGGUAGUGGGCUUGGAGUAG
Molecule: messenger RNA, 1011 nt
Organism: Tricharina praecox
Lineage: Eukaryota; Fungi; Ascomycota; Pezizomycetes; Pezizales; Pyronemataceae
Exons: 2
Coding region: 1-1011 (336 amino acids)
Source: RefSeq, a predicted model, not a curated record